CAGAUCAAGUUUCUUUCAUUCAAGAAAAAUAUUGCAAUAUAAUUAUUCAACAACUCUAAAAGAUUCUUUUAACUUUUCACUUUGUUCACAAUGCAAUAAUGAGCUAUCAAAAUUGAAGUCAGCUAAAAAAAAAUUAUUUAGCAACUCUAAUUCAGUAAAGAAUAAAAUUGAUGCUUCUAAAUCACGCAUAUCUAAAAAAAUCAAAUUAGAUCUAGAAAUAUGUGAUCUUACUUCAGAAAAUGAAAGUGUUCAAAAUUCGUUAGAUUUUUCUGAAUCUAAUGAUGAUAGUGAAGAGGACACAUACUAUACGAAAGGA
Messenger RNA from Racocetra persica, 316 nucleotides. Lineage: Eukaryota; Fungi; Glomeromycota; Glomeromycetes; Diversisporales; Gigasporaceae. The record is from the annotation of a GenBank genome assembly.